Linnemannia hyalina is the source of this 681-nucleotide messenger RNA. NCBI's taxonomy places the organism in Eukaryota, Fungi, Mortierellomycota, Mortierellomycetes, Mortierellales, Mortierellaceae. The record is from the annotation of a GenBank genome assembly.
AUGACACGGAAGCAGUUUGCUGCCAAGUUGGCCUUCGCGGCUGUCGCCAUGCUCGCCCUCUCCUGGGUCCACACCGCCCAGGCGAUCAAGUUCACCAUCGCCGGUCAUGAGGCAGGCGAUGCCCAACCCUUCUGCAUCUCGCAUCACGUUGAAGCCGACACCCAAGUGGUUGUCAAGGUCAAGGUCGGAAACGGCCCUCAUCAGAAAGUCUCCGUUGAGGUCACGGAUGAUUCGAUUCAUCUGGGCCAGUUGUGGAAGAAGGAUAACUUGUCGGAAGAGUUGCAGCGCGGUGCUUUCUUGAACAAGGUGGCAGGCAACGUCGUCGCUUGUUUCACUAACAUCUUGGCUUCCGGUUACAAGGCAGAUCCAAAGUACACGCGCGUGGUGGAUGUGGAUUUCGAAAUUGGAUCAGAGACGAUCGACUAUUUGAAGCUGGCGGAGAAGGAGAAGUUGAAGCCCAUGGAGCUCGAGUUGAGGAAGCUCGAGGAUCUUGUAAAGGAUGUCAUUGAGGACAUGGAGCACCUCCAACGUCGCGAGGAGAAGAUGCGUAACACCAAUGAAUCAACAAAUUCUCGUGUGCAGUGGUUCUCGGCGAUGACUAUGUUUGUCCUGAUCUCAUUAGGAGCAUGGCAGAUUGUCUACCUCAAGCAGUUCUUCCGCAAGAAGAGACUUAUCGACUAA